CAAGUGAAAUAACGUUGUUUGCUUAGAAGCCAUAAGUUUGUUAGUGAGAAAAAAUUACUUUUCUAUUAGCGAGUAAGCCACAGUCACAGCUCCUGGAUUUCGCCAAAUCUAUCGAAUAUCCUAUCCUAAUGUUAUUAGUAGUAUUUUCCUCACCAGCCAUCAACCCCUCUCCGUAACCCCCGUUUCCUUAAAAUUUCCUCUAUUUAAUAUGGGGCUGCUGUUAAAUUUACCGCUUGUUUAUCUUGACUUAUUUUCUAACAGAAGUGCUGGAGUGGUGCUCCGGUGAGCUCCGGCAGCACUGCACCCCUGUUUAGAUCCAAGUAACAUGGACCCCGGGAUCAAGCUGCCCGGGUUUAUGAGGUGUUGAUUAGACCUGCGGUGAGCGAUUUAUUGGAAGAAAAGCCCACAACUGGAAGCAAACCACGAAUGAAGAUGAGGGAACAGCAGCAAGUGAACCAGCCCGAGGACUGAGAGCACCAACUGGAGAGAAACCUCCUGACUCGAAGAUUCCAUUGAUUCAGUCCGGAGAAAGUUUGGUUAAAAAUGACAAGGAAUUUAUCUACAUGAAUCUCAACCACAAAACACAAGUUUUGCUCUCUCUGCCCAGAUAUUUAAGAAUUGGAGCAAGAGAUUCAAUCGAUCAUCCUUCCUGCUCAGACUGUGGGGAGGUAUUCACUCUGUCAUCUGACCGACUAGCACGUCUGUCAUUUCACACAGGGAAAGGCCGUUCACCUGCUCAGACAACGGGAAUGGAUUCACUUGGUCAUCUCAACUGAAGGUACAUCAGCAAGUUCAUACUGGACAAGUCCAUUCACCUGUUUUGUGUGUGAGAAGGGAUUGAGUCAGUCUUCCCACCUGUGGAGCACCAGUCAGUUCACACCGGGCAGAGGAUUUACUCUGUCAGCUGACCUAAUGGCUCACCAGCGAGUUCACACUGGGGAGAAGCCAUUCUCCUGCUCAAAAUGUGGGAAAGAAUUCACUCAGUCAUCUGAUCUGCUGGCUCACCAGCGAGUUCACACUGGGGAGAAGCCAUUCACCUGCCCAGAAUGUGGGAAGGGAUUCACUUGCUCAUCUCAACUGAAAGUACAUCAGCGAGUUCACACUGGGGAGAGGCCAUUCACCUGCCCAGAAUGUGGGAAGGGAUUCACUCAAUCAUCCAAUCUACAGAUUCACCAGCGAGUUCACACUGGGGAGAAGCCGUUCAACUGCCUAGACUGUGGGAAGGGAUUCAUUCAGGUAGCUAGCCUACUGAAACACCAGCGAGUUCACACUGGGGAUAGGCCGUUCACCUGCUCAGACUGUGGGAAGGGAUUCACUCAGUCAUCCCACCUACAGAGUCACCAGCGUGUUCACACAGGUGAGAAGCCAUUCACUUGCUCAGACUGUGGAAAGGGAUUCUCUCAGUUAUCCAAUCUACAGAGUCACCAGCAAGUUCACACUGGGGAGAAACCGUUCACCUGCUCAAAAUGUGGGAAAAUAUUCACUCAGUCAUCUGAUCUGCUGGCUCACCAGCGAGUUCACACUGGGGAGAGGCCGUUUACCUGCUCAGACUGUGGGAAGGGAUUCACUUGCUCAUCUCAACUGAAAGUACAUCAGCGAGUUCACACUGGGGAGAGGCCAUUCACCUGCCCAGAAUGUGGGAAGGGAUUCACUCAAUCAUCCAACCUACAGAUUCACCAGCGACUUCACACUGGGGAGAAGCCUUUCACGUGCCCAGACUGUAGGAAGGGAUUCAUUCAGGCAGCUGGCCUACUGAAACAUCAGCGAGUUCACACUGGGGAGAGGCCGUUCACCUGCUCAGAAUGUGGGAAGGGAUUCACUCAGUCAUCCCACCUACAGAGUCACCAACGAGUUCACACUGGGUAGAUGCCGUUCACCUGCUCAGACAUUGGGAAGAUAUUCUCUCAGCCAAGUCAACCAAAUGUGUAUCAUUCAGUUCACACUGGGGAGAGGCCAUUCACCUGCUGUGAAUGUGGGAAGGGAUUCACUCAGUUGUCUAACCUUGAGACACAGUACUGGGUUCACACUGGGCAGAAAGCUGCAAUAAGCUGCAUGCUGGAUAUUUAUCCAUCACCAUUGCUGAAUGCAAUUUCAAGAGUGACUGUCGGUGCUGAACUCUGCAAUUAUUGCUGCUGCUCACCACACCCAGUUCUGCACCCUGGUCACUGGGCUUGGAAGGAGUUUCUUCUGCUGCACAUUCACCUUUAAUGGGACUGGAGUUUAAUAUUCUGGAUCUCUAAACAAAUAAAUCAGUUCUAUUUUGAA
This is a messenger RNA of Hypanus sabinus (Atlantic stingray), 2265 nucleotides long. Its product is annotated as zinc finger protein 239-like. NCBI's taxonomy places the organism in Eukaryota, Metazoa, Chordata, Chondrichthyes, Myliobatiformes, Dasyatidae. Gene Ontology annotation, biological process: regulation of transcription by RNA polymerase II. The transcript is spliced from 3 exons. The record is from RefSeq and is a predicted model, not a curated record. The coding region runs from base 913 to 1866 and encodes 317 amino acids. Gene Ontology annotation, molecular function: RNA polymerase II cis-regulatory region sequence-specific DNA binding; DNA-binding transcription factor activity, RNA polymerase II-specific.